Messenger RNA from Cryptomeria japonica (Japanese cedar), 678 nucleotides. RefSeq names its product myb-related protein 305-like. The annotation marks the transcript as partial. The record is from RefSeq and is a predicted model, not a curated record. Lineage: Eukaryota; Viridiplantae; Streptophyta; Pinopsida; Cupressales; Cupressaceae. The transcript has 7 exons.
AUGUCAGAUUUAGGUGCAGCUUCCCUUACCAGACCCGUCAACAUCAAGGAGAUCAAAAGAACCAUUAAGAGCCUAAGUAAUGAUAAAGCCCCCGGUCCAGAUGGGCUCCCUGCAAAAUUCUAUAAGUAUACCAAGGAGGAAUGGCAGAAGCUCACAAUAAUAGGCCAUCGCCACAUGUCCACCAUAUCUCCGCUUACAGAUACAUUCAUUUGUCAUUCGUCUUCAGGAAUUUAUUAUCGUAGAUGUCUACAUAUACACGGCUUUUAUACAGAGGAGGUAGAAAUAGAAUUUGCAUGUCUAUAUAUAUUUUGCCCUCUGAAAUGUAUAAAUAUUGAAGAGGUUCAGAGAAGGGUAUGGACAGUUGAGGAGGAUAUUCGUCUCUUACGAUACGUUAAACUUCACGGUGACCGCUGCUGGAGCAAUUUGGCUAAGGCAUCCGGGCUGCAAAGAUGUGGAAGAAGUUGCAGAUUAAGGUGGUUAAACUAUCUUCGUCCUGAUAUUAAACGCGGCAAUAUUACUCCUCAAGAAGAAUGUACCAUAAUUGACCUUCAUGGAAGCUGCGGUAGCAGGUGGUCACUGAUAGCAGAAACGAUCCCAGGCCGAACUGACAACGAGACAAAAAACUCCUGGAGAUCUCAUAUGAAAAAAAAGCUUCAAAAGAGGCAAGACACACCAAGC